AAGAGCAGAGCCCGGCCGCGCCGCGCGCCCUGUGGGGCGGGCUUCGGGCUGCGCCAGAGAGCGGGACAGCUAGCGCCGGUGUCUGAGCCUCUGCGCCGGACUCUGAGGCAGUGAAGGAGAAAAGCUGCAGUACGGGAUGGCUUGGUCGGCUAGUCCAAAGUCGCGCAGCUGGUUCCGGCUGAGCCCGGAUUUCGAGAGAAAGCCAUAUGGCCCCUGCAGACCUGGCCUCGGAGGGUCCCAAGCUUGAGGACCCGCCGGCCCCCCACCUCUUUGGAAAGUGCCCUUCUGGCUUAAUCAUGGCGAAGCUGGAGACGUUACCUGUGCGCGCUGAUCCAGGGAGGGAUCCUCUCCUGGCCUUUGCCCCCCGGCCUUCUGAGCUUGGACCCCCAGAUCCCCGCCUGACUAUGGGCAGUGUGGGUAGUGGGGUGACCCAUGCUCAGGAGUUUCCUAUGAAAAGCGUGGGCACUCGAACAGGGGGUGGGGGCAACCAGGGCAGUUUCCCUGGUCCAAGGAGCAGUGGUAGCGGGGCCAGCAGGGAGAGACCUGGUCGCUAUCCAUCAGAGGACAAGGUUCUCGCCAACUCUCUCUACCUCAAUGGCGAGCUGCGGGGCAGUGACCACACAGAUGUCUGUGGUAACGUGGUGGGCAGCAGUGGGGGCAGCAGCAGCAGUGGGGGCAGCGACAAGGCUCCACCCCAGUAUCGUGAACCCAAUCACCCACCCAAGCUCCUGACCACGUCUGGCAAGCUAGACCAGUGCUCAGAGCCACUAGUUCGGCCAUCAGCCUUCAAGCCCGUUGUACCCAAGAACUUCCAUUCCAUGCAGAACUUGUGUCCUCCACAGACCAAUGGGACCCCUGAGGGACGACAGGGCCCCGCGGGCCUCAAAGGCGGACUGGACAAGUCUCGGACCAUGACCCCAGCUGGUGGGAGCGGGGGCGGCCUCUCAGACUCAGGCCGGAACUCGCUCACAAGCUUGCCCACCUAUAGCUCCAGCUAUAGCCAGCAUCUGGCCCCCCUCAGUGCUUCCACCAGCCAUAUCAACCGGAUUGGCACUGCUGGCUACAGUAGUGUCAGCAGCGGUGGGGGGUCAGGCUACCAGGAUCUGGGGACCUCAGACAGUGGGCGGGCUUCUAGUAAGAGUGGGUCGUCAUCAUCCAUGGGGCGGUCAGGCCACCUGGGAUCCGGGGAGGGCGGAAACGGGGGCCUGCCUUUUGCAGCCUGUUCACCACCCUCGCCCAGUGCGCUGAUCCAGGAGCUGGAGGAGCGGCUGUGGGAGAAGGAGCAGGAGGUGGCGGCUCUGCGGCGCAGCCUGGAACAGAGCGAGGCAGCAGUGGCCCAGGUGCUGGAGGAGCGGCAGAAGGCAUGGGAGCGGGAGCUGGCCGAGCUCCGGCAGGGCUGCAGUGGAAAGCUGCAGCAGGUGGCCCGCCGUGCCCAGCGUGCCCAGCAGGGCCUACAGCUGCAGGUGCUGCGGUUACAGCAGGACAAGAAACAGCUGCAGGAGGAGGCAGCCCAGCUGAUAAGGCAGCGGGAAGAGCUAGAGGACAAGGUGGCCGCCUGCCAGAAGGAGCAGGCCGACUUCCUGCCCCGGAUGGAGGAAACUAAGUGGGAGGUGUGCCAGAAGGCCGGUGAGAUUUCCCUCCUGAAGCAACAACUGAAGGACUCACAGGCCGAUGUGUCACAGAAGUUGAGUGAGAUCGUGGGGCUGCGCUCACAGCUUCGGGAGGGUAGGGCCUCGCUCCGGGAGAAGGAGGAACAGCUGCUCAGCUUGAGGGACUCCUUCGGCAGCAAACAGGCCAGCCUGGAGCUGAGUGAAGGCGAGCUGCCCCCUGCCUGCCUCAAGCCUGCUCUGACCCCUGUGGACCUGGUCGAGCCACAGGAGGCGCUGGCCUCCUGUGAGAGUGACGAGGCCAAGAUGCGCCGGCAGGCUGGGGUGGCCGCUGCUGCUUCCCUGGUUUCUGUUGAUGGGGAGGUGGAUGCUGGGGGAGAGGGUGGGACGCGGGCCCUGCGCAGGGAGGUGGGGAGACUGCAGGCUGAGCUGGCCGCUGAACGGCGUGCCCGUGAGCGCCAGGGUGCCAGCUUUGCAGAGGAGCGCCGGGUGUGGCUGGAGGAGAAGGAGAAGGUCAUUGAGUACCAGAAGCAGCUCCAGCUGAGUUACGUGGAGAUGUACCAGCGCAACCAGCAGCUGGAGCGGCGACUUCGGGAGCGUGGGGCAGCAGGGGGCUCCAGCACGCCUACCCCCCAGCAUGGAGAGGAGAAGAAAGCCUGGACCCCCUCCCGCCUGGAGCGCAUCGAGUCCACAGAAAUCUGAUUCUCUUAUCUACGUGCACAACCUUCUGACAAAAGUGCCCUGUCUGAAGGUCGGAGUCACCAAUGUCCCCUUUCCAUUCAUCUCCCUUCCCCACGUGUGCUGCACAUCCCCAGACCAAAGAGGUUCUCGAAGCAGCUGUGACCAGCCCCUUUUGUCCCCCAGUCCAUGGAGCUCCAGCACUGCCUUUAUGGGUAACCACUCCAGACCCUCCUGCCAAGGAGAGCGUGCGGGAGGGCAGAGUGCAAUGGGGUGAGGUCCCAGGCCCAGGGAGCAUGCUCCCUUUCUGGGAAAGCCUCUCCUUGGAGAUGGAGACAGCAGGCUUGCAUUGCCAGGGAGUCCCCCAGCCCCUUUCCCUUCUUGGGCUGCCGCUGCCACCUUGUGUCCAGUGCUACUGUCUGUGCCCUCCUUCUAGGCCACACAGCCUGAGGAGCCUGCAUGGAUCUGCCAGUGUUGACAGACCCUAGGCUCCUAGUCUCUCUCCUUCAUGUGCAGUUCUCCUUCCCCAGGCAGAUUGGCAGGGGAAGUGGGAGCAGAUGGCCUGCCUGUGGUUGAGAGGGCCACCUGCCCUCCCCCUCCCCCACCAAGGUACCCUGGGCUCAAGCCUUAGAGCCUGGACCAGUCCUGAGCAUUUGUCCCUCUGUGUAUAUUGAGGGAAGAGAGGGCCAAGGCUGGAAGCUCAGUGCCUAGGAGAGGUCUGCCUUCCUCCCUUAGGAAGGGUUGCAUAGAGGCGUCUCACCCUCUGGCCAGGAUCCUACAAGGCUACAUCCCCUGCUGCUUAGUUGACACACACACCCCCCAACCCAGGGUCACUGCUCAGCUCUGAUUAUAGCUAUCCCUGCCUCUUAGGUAUUCUGUUUGCCCGGUUUCUGAGGUCAGAUGGAUGUCUGAUGUCUUCCUGUGUCCCCGCUCUCCCCUCGGCCUCCUUUCAUGCUCCUAGGCAUCUUCCCAGGCUGCCUUUUCUCCCAGGUCUCACCCUUCCUCCCAGCAGAAAGCUCUGCUUGGUUUUUGGUGCACUGCUCACUCCCAGCUCUCCUGGCCCAGGUCUGAGCCUGGGGCCCUUGUUUUGAGGGGCCAGUCAGAGUUGGAUGUGACUGCCCUCGAGGAACAUGGCAAAUGUGUGUGUGUGAGGACUACUGACCCUUGGGUUGCUCGCCAGACUCUUGAGUUGACUCGUUUGUCCGGGCAGGGUUGGCUGGUAUGGUCGUCAGGAUGGGUUGUGACAGUCAAUGCCACCUCCUUCUCUGGGAUCUUUCAGAUUCUAUCUCCCCAAGACAGGUAGGGAAAUUCUAAUUUCUCUUUUAAGAAAGUAAAUUUCCAAUUCACCAGCAAUAACAAUCAGAGACUUGGCCCUCAGUCCUUGCAUUUCUCUUUUCACUCUCUCUUCCACCCCAAGAUGGAAUCUUGGGCACAGGAUGGAGAGGGUUGGUAACUACUGUGAGCAAGUCCCCCAAGCCCUGACCAGCCUCCUCCCAUGACUGGUGACUGUUUAACAAGCUGUGCACACCCCACAAAAAUUGGAGUGCCCUAUGUGCAGCCUCCAGCUCUGCACAACUCCUUCUGGGUGGUCCUCAACAGGUUUUUGACCUCGAUUGGAGGCUACUCUGGCAUACACUGCCCAUUCCUCUAAUCCCUCACUGUACCUGAUUCAGACCCAAAGCCUGGUCCACAGGGACUGGGAAAAGGCAUUAAUACACAACAAAAGAGAUGGGGGGGAGAGAAAAAUAUGAACAGCUUUGGAAUGUCCAACUGCAAAAUAAAUUAUAUAUAAAUAUAUAAAUAUAUAAAUAUAUAUAUCUACCAUAUGUGAUGGAAAGACUUUUCAUUUUUCCUUUCCCAAAGAAAUAAA
This is a messenger RNA of Apodemus sylvaticus (European woodmouse), 4155 nucleotides long. It is a transcript of the gene Lzts3, whose product is annotated as leucine zipper tumor suppressor family member 3. NCBI's taxonomy places the organism in Eukaryota, Metazoa, Chordata, Mammalia, Rodentia, Muridae. Gene Ontology annotation, cellular component: dendritic spine. Bases 207 to 2309 code for a protein of 700 amino acids. The record is from RefSeq and is a predicted model, not a curated record. The transcript has 5 exons. Gene Ontology annotation, biological process: regulation of dendritic spine morphogenesis.